CACAUGACCAGCUUGGUGGGGAAGAGACGGACACUGUAGAACCCAGAUCCCAAAGUGUUUUGCGCUGGGUGGCGAGUCUGCUUAACAAACUCCAAAAGUGAAGUCAAAACAUGUCGCAGCUCUCCACGAUCACCCUCUUCUUGUUACCAUGGAUUCCAGCCUUUCUCUGUAAGGUCACCACAGAGGAAGAGUUUGCCGUCCUGGAGGGGGGCUCACUCACCAUCCCCUGUCACUACGAGCCCCAGUACGCCAGCUAUGUGAAAUACUGGUGCCAGGGGAGGACCAGGGAGUUCUGCACGUCGCUGGCUCGAACCGACGACCACCACCUGGUCGACCCGGCCGAGAAGAAAGUGAGCAUUUUCGACGACCCGGUCCAGCUGGUGUUCACCGUGACCAUGAAGGACCUGAAGGAGGACGAGUCGGGGUGGUACAUAUGCGGCGUGGAGAUAGGUGGCGUGUGGAAAGCUGACGACACCACUUUUACAAAGGUUAAAGUUAUACAUGGCAUGUCAGCUGUGAACAGCAUGAUGAGUGGAGCAGAGGGAAGCGCCGUCACAAUCGAAUGCCUCUACAGUGAGAGAUACAGAGAAAGCGAGAAGAAAUGGUGUCGGAGUGGCGACUGGAGAUCCUGCCUGUCGACGGGUUCUGACGGGAGCUACGAAGACUCCUCCGUGGCCAUCAGAGAUGACAGAACUGGGGCUUUCACUGUAACCUUCAAGAAGCUGCAGAUGAAAGACACGGCGUGGUACUGGUGUUCUGCCGGGCAGCAGAAGACGGCUGUGCACGUGCUGGUCACACCCCAACCCACCACCGUUCCACCAGUGCCGAGCCAGUCCUUCCCAGACCUGCCUCCAGCCAAACCCAUCACUAAGGAGACCUGGAGCAGCCACAGUCCCAUGUUGGCAUCUGUGGUGGUCUGCUCAUCUGUCAUUUUCCUGGCUGUCGUGGCCAUAUUGGCUAUAAAGUUCUGGAGGCUGCACAAGAGCGACCGGGUUCCAAGAGACGUCGAGGAGAUGAGGGCGAAAUUCAGCGGCUGCUCGAGAGAAGCAGGUGACUUUCAAAACGCAGCAGUACUUUUCCUUAACAAGGAUUCCCAAGAUGUGCACAUGUACUGAUAUCUGAUAUUCUGCAACGUUUAUUGUUACUUUCACAAACUGAAUGUAAUUUUUUAUUAUUAUUUCCUUCCACUUGUCAGAGCAUGCACCCUCGAUGUAAUUGUUUUUCUUUUUGCAUUGUGCACCACAUUACACGUCCAUCAUGUGCUGCUUUUACAAAUUUGCACCGCUAUCAUACAUGUAUUCCAAAAAACACGGAUGAUGUUCACAUUUGGUUCAAAUCUGCCUCUUGUACGCAACAAAUUACUCAUCUAUGCAAUCAGUUCUCUCUGAAACUGAUUCAGAAAGUUCAGAGGGUAAUUAAUUUAAUAAUUUUAUUUUACCAUUUUUAGCUUAUUUAAAGGAAAUCUUGUGAUCAUAAUGGUCAACUUUAUAAUCAGUGGGGGAAAAAAACCUUUGUUGGCUUUACAGCAGCGAGCUUUUUUUUUUUAAGUGAUAAUAAGCAUAUUUUGCAUGGUAUUUGGAGUAUUAUAUUUUUGGUGUUGAUCCAUGUCAGGACUUUGGCUGGUCCACUCCAAAAUAUUCAAACUACUUUCAGUGAAAAGUAGCAUGUUGCUCAGCUCAGAAGAUUCAAAUUUCUCCCUCCCUGCAGUCAGUGACUCAUAACGUAUCUUCCUUGAAACAAUUAUCUUUCAUCCAAGGUAAAAAAGUUUGGACCAGAGGGUUGUUGAGCAGGAGAAUAAUCCCGAAGCAACGACAUAACUGCUUUUUAAAUGCGUCAAGAGGCUAAUUUUAAACUUUUAACAAUCACUUCGUCAAUACCUGAACCUCAACCCAACACCAAUGCGUAUAAAUAUUAAGUUGGAAGUUUGCCCAACAAAAUCGAGUUGCUUUUGAUUCAUUUUGCUCACAAAAUAUGGACCAUGGGAACCUCUGAAUGAGAAAGGGUCACGGCUGCCCAACCUAUGCAAAUGAAAUCAUAACAUUAUUUGUAACUCUGCAUUGAAUAUAGCUGGUUACAAAUUGAUCAGAGUCCCCCCCCCCCCACACACCUCAUACCGACUUCAUUAUCAAGCUAAAAGCAAAAACAAGGGGCGGACGGCGAGAGACGGGGUGGGGAGAGUUAGUCCAGUCCAUUACACAGAAUUUCUUUUGCAUCAUGCAGACGACCUGGAGUGUGUGAGAUUUUUAUUUAAUGAGGACGUGGCUGCAGGAUGCAUAAUGCUACCAGGUCAGCCCCCCCCACCCCCACAGCACAGCUCUGCAGUGUGAGCCUUUGGUUCCACCCGGGAUGAUCUCGUUUCAUAUUAUUACUUGGUUUGUUUAGCGUGCACGUAUAUGGACGCCUCAUCGAGCGAAUGGUUUGUUUUUUUUUUCUACCCAAUCCAACACUAUGGUUAUAUAAACUACAUCAUUUAUCAGCAGAGAGCUGGUCGGUGUUUCAGAGCUUUUUCUCUUCCCACUCAUAUAAAAUAUACAUUUUGCUAAAUAAAAAUGUGCAUAUUUGCCGUUAGAGUGUUUUUGUCAUUCAGCUCCACGUAUUGAACCCAGGACGGUGAUCAUAUUUCAACAGAAAGAGGCAAGCAUGAAAAUAAACUAAUAAACCAAUAAACA
Poecilia latipinna (sailfin molly) is the source of this 2669-nucleotide messenger RNA. It is a transcript of the gene pigr, whose product is annotated as polymeric immunoglobulin receptor. The transcript is spliced from 8 exons. Bases 111 to 1115 code for a protein of 334 amino acids. The record is from RefSeq and is a predicted model, not a curated record. Gene Ontology annotation, cellular component: plasma membrane. NCBI's taxonomy places the organism in Eukaryota, Metazoa, Chordata, Actinopteri, Cyprinodontiformes, Poeciliidae. Gene Ontology annotation, molecular function: transmembrane signaling receptor activity.